This is a messenger RNA of Peromyscus eremicus (cactus mouse), 706 nucleotides long. RefSeq names its product small integral membrane protein 45 (gene Smim45). Bases 10 to 216 code for a protein of 68 amino acids. The record is from RefSeq and is a predicted model, not a curated record. Lineage: Eukaryota; Metazoa; Chordata; Mammalia; Rodentia; Cricetidae. The transcript has a single exon.
GCCUUCGCGAUGCCGCACUUUCUGGACUGGUUCGUGCCUGUCUACCUGGUCAUCUCCGUCCUCAUCCUGGUGGGCUUUGGAGCUUGCAUCUACUACUUCGAGCCUGGCCUGCAGGAGGCGCACAAGUGGCGCAUGCAGCGCCCCCUGGUGGACCGUGAUCUCCGCAAGACGCUGAUGGUGCGGGACAACCUGGCUUUCGGAGGCCCAGAAGUCUGAGACGAAGGACGAUCCCUUGAUCUUUCCACCCGUGCAUCUGUAGCCCAGUAGAGGCCCUUGUUGUUCAGGGAGGCCCCUGCGUAGAAACCAGGCACUUGAAUAUCUAUCUUAAUUGCUACUCCAGGCUCAAAAGCUCGGUAUUAAGCCUGCUCACCCCAUGCCUUCCCUUCCUAGCUCUGGGGACAUCCUCCACUGGCCCUCAGUGCCUUUAAGUGCUGUCCAAGCUCCUGCACCUCCAUCUGGAGGCAGUUAUGACUGUCCCACGGAAUUCCCAGUUGCUUCCAGCUCCCAUCUCUGCCUCACAGCUGCGCCGCGGGGCUGCCCUCAAAGCUGACCCAGGAAAAGCAUUUCAUCAGAAGGAUGCCAGCCUGCUUCAGACCAGCCCCACCCACCUCGGUGGGCUCAGGCUUAGAAUGAGUGAUAGUGUAUGGUGGAAGUGUGCAGAAGGGCAAGAUUUUGAGAAGGGUGUGUGUGUGUGUGUGUGUGUGUG